This is a messenger RNA of Lathyrus sativus (Indian pea), 363 nucleotides long. The record is from the annotation of a GenBank genome assembly. Lineage: Eukaryota; Viridiplantae; Streptophyta; Magnoliopsida; Fabales; Fabaceae.
AUGUCUCCGUACGACGGCGUCCUGAUCGGAAAAUUGAGACUGAAGGGAAAACCACUGGCCGUCAAAAACGACGGAAUAAAAAAGAAGAAACACCGGUACUCGUCAGAGUUUAAUUCAGUGAACGAAGAAGGUAACAUGAACGAGGGUGAGAAGUAUGAAGGAGAAGGAAACAAUGCAGGUUGUGAUUGCGAUGAUCGGUUAACUCCGGCUGAGAGACGGUUUCUGGAACGGACAGAGAAACUUAAAGUUCAAAGGCUAGCGAAGAUGGCGAAGAGAUCUCAUAGAGAUAGAAUUGAGAGGUUCAAUCAAUAUCUGGCUAAUCUUAGUGAUCAUUAUGAUAUUCCAAAAGUGGGACCUGGAUAA